GUCCCGGCCAGCCGCUGGGGGCAGCAGGGACCCCCAGCCCCGGGGCUCCCCAGCCCGAGCCGGAGGUCCCCCCGGGGAGGCGGGCCUUGCGGCGCGCCGGGUGGGGGAGCCCGGCUUGGAUUGGCUGCUCCGGGAGAGGCGGGGAGCGGCGGGGCCGGGACUGGUGCAGCCGCUGGUGCAGAGCCCAGAUCUGGCGCAACAAGCGCAGCGGCGCGUCCUCCGGCUCCGCCCGGCGUCCUCCCAUGGCCGGUGCCUGCUCCUGGCUUCCAGCCGCGCCCUAGACCGCUCGGCUCCGGCCCGUCCCAGUGCCCGGGGGAGAAGGAGCGAGGAUGGGCACGGUGCUGUCCCUGUCCCCCCCCGCCGCCUCGGCAAGGGCGGCGGCGGGGGCCCCCUGGCGCAGGAGGCUGCCCCGGCCAGGGCGCACGGGAAAGGCGAGAGCCGGCUGAAGCGGCCCGGGGUGCUGAUCUCCGCCCUCACCUGGAAGCGCCUGGUGGCCGCCUCGGCCAAGAAGAAGAAGAGCGCCAAGAAGGUGACCCCCAAGCCGGGCAGCGGGGGGGCCCAGCCCGACCCGCUGGUGCAGCAGCGCAACCGCGAGAACCUGCGCAAGUCCCUGGGGGCGCAGCAGGAGGCGGGCGCGCCCGGCACAAAGCAGGGGCCCUUGGCCGUGCCGGUGCCCACGGUGCCCUCCGCCCCGCCGGAGCUGCAGUCGGGCGGGGGCAAGCCGCCCGCCCCUCCGCCGCCGCCGCCCCCGCCGCCCGGCAGCCGCGCCCCGGGCUCCCCCCGCCGGGUCAUCGUCCAGGCCUCCACCGGGGAGCUGCUGCGCUGCCUGGGGGACUUCGUGUGCCGCCGCUGCUACCGCCUGAAGGAGCUGAGCCCCGGCGAGCUCAUCGCCUGGUUCCGCAGCGUGGACCGGGCGCUGCUGCUACAGGGGUGGCAGGACCAGGGCUUCAUCACCCCGGCCAACCUGGUCUUCGUCUACCUGCUGUGCCGCGAGGCGCUGCGGGGCGAGGAGAUCGGCAGCCAGGGCGAGCUGCAGGCCGCCUUCCUCACCUGCCUCUACCUGGCCUACUCCUACAUGGGCAACGAGAUCUCCUACCCGCUCAAGCCCUUCCUGGUGGAGGGCGACAAGGAGCGGUUCUGGGAGCGCUGCCUGGCCCUCAUCCAGCGCCUGAGCGCCAAGAUGCUGCAGAUCAACUCGGACCCGCACUACUUCACCCAGGUCUUCCAGGACCUCAAGAGCGAGGGGGAGACCGGCGGCAGGAGGGACUCCGGCGCCAAGCACUGGACUAUCAGCCUGGACCGCUAGGAGGUACCUGGGGCCCCCACCCCCGCCGCGGAGCUGCCGGACUUCCCUUCCCCCCCAGCAUCGCCUGCCGGAGCCGCCGCCGAAACCUGCUCGCCCCUGGAGCUGCCGAGGGGGCAGCGAAGACCGGGCCCGUCUGCAGGCGGCGGGGGGAGGGGAGGGGCACAUCUCCUGCGGGGGGGGGGACAGGCUGCCCUGUCCAGAGGAGACCCUGAACCAUCAACCAAUGGCUUGGCUGCCGCUGCCUUCCCCGGAAGGGAGCGGGCUGCAUUUCGGGGGGGGGGGGUUAGAGGGAGGGGUGACUUGUCCUCCCAAGUGGGGGGGGGGCUCUUGGAUUUUUGGGUUUGUGGCUGGCCUGAGGCAUGAUUAGCCAGGUUACGUCUUUACAGCGGGAGGGGGCAGCUUCUCCAUGCUCUAAUCUCACCUUCAAGGGAGGGGACCGCCCCCCCCCAGCCCAACACCCGUGUGUUCUUAGCUGCUACUGUGAAUCACAGUACGGCGGGGGCCAGGGAUCUUGUAUUUUUUUUAACAAAAACAAUGGCUGUAAUUAUGCAUGCGAGUGUCUGUCCUUUCUCCAGCUACCGACUCUGCCAUCGUGGGUGUGUCACACGCAGCGCUGCGAUCAAUCCCCCCCCCACCCCCCCAGGUUCCCAGUCCUUGUCUCCGGAGAUGGGGGUGUCCCGUGCAGCGCGGGCUGGGGGACUCCCGGCGAGGAGCAGUAUUUCUCCCCCGAGUGGUGUUCUCCAUCCAGCCCCCUCCCCCUCUCUGGGGCUGCGGGGGGGCUGCCCCCCCCUCGGGAUCCGAGCCGAGAAGGCAGCCGCCUGCUGCCGGAAUGUAACGAGCCCCGGUGCCGCGGGAUGUUCGCCGUGCCAAUGUUGCUCAGAUGUACAAAACAGAAGCAUAUUGUUUUAUAUUGUAUAUUGCAAAGAGAGAUAAACCUACCGAGAC
This is a messenger RNA of Chrysemys picta bellii (western painted turtle), 2251 nucleotides long. It is a transcript of the gene CDK5R2, whose product is annotated as cyclin dependent kinase 5 regulatory subunit 2. Gene Ontology annotation, cellular component: protein kinase 5 complex; growth cone; cytoplasm. Lineage: Eukaryota; Metazoa; Chordata; Testudines; Emydidae. Gene Ontology annotation, molecular function: protein kinase binding; cyclin-dependent protein serine/threonine kinase activator activity. Gene Ontology annotation, biological process: brain development; axon guidance. The record is from RefSeq and is a predicted model, not a curated record.